CUGGAAGGUUGUCGAGUGUGUUUUCGUUCGUUCGUAGCAUGGGCGCGAGUUGUUGUUGAUGUUGUUUCGUUUUUCCUCUCGUCAGUUCACUUGUCUCACGAGGCGGCGGACGACGAUGUGAAAGGGUCGUCGACGCACAAGCACCGACUUUCAGUUUUUUUCGCAAACCCGCCCCGGCCCCAACAACAACGAUGAGGACCACCCUGGCUGUCAGGAACAUCGGCAAAAUGCUCGACUUUUACUCGCAGUUCAACCCGUCGCCCCUCUCGACCAAGCAAUUCAUUGACUUUGGACAAAAUGCUUGCGAGCGCACGUCAUACAUAUUCCUGCGCAAGGAACUGCCGGUCCGGCUGGCCAACAUUAUGAAGGAAAUCCACCUGCUGCCGGAAAAUCUGCUGAGGAUGCCGUCGGCCACCCUUGUCAACCAGUGGUACGCUCAGAGCUUCAAGGACCUGCUGAAGUUUGAACAAUCGGACGCUUCAGACAAGACGCUGACCCAGUUUUGCGAGGCGCUAGUCAUGAUUCGCAACCGCCACUCAGACACUGUGCAGACCAUGGCGCAGGGAGUGCUCGAGCUGAAGGAGUCGCACCCCGUGGACCAACAGACUGAAAACAGCAUCCAGUACUUCUUGGACCGUCUCUACAUGUCCCGCAUCAGCAUUCGAAUGCUCAUCAACCAGCACACAAUGCUGUUUGGAACCGAGUUGAAUGUGGUCAGCAAUAGCCGUCAUGUGGGCAGCAUCGAUCCCAACUGUGAUGUGGUUGGCGUCGUCAGGGACGCUUACGAGAAUGCUCGUUUUCUCUGCGACCAAUACUACCUGGCCUCGCCAGAGCUAGAACUUCAUGAGUACAAUGGGUUGGAGGCUAACGCACCCAUCCAAGUGGUCUAUGUGCCAUCCCAUUUGUACCACAUGCUGUUCGAGUUGUUCAAGAACUCGAUGCGCGCCGUCAUGGAAUUCCACGGAGAAAAAGAAAAGGUUCCUCCUGUUGUUGCACAUGUUGUGGCGGCAAGCGAAGACGUUUGCAUUAAGGUCUCAGACCGUGGCGGAGGCAUUCCUCGCAGCCAGACCGACUUGCUGUUCAACUACAUGUACUCGACAGCCCCUCAACCUUCAAAGAGUGCUUCACCCACUGUUCCUCUGGCUGGCUACGGUUACGGCCUGCCCCUUUCUCGUCUGUACGCCCGUUAUUUGCAGGGUGAUCUUGUUCUUCAGUCUUGCGAAGGUCUCGGUACUGAUGCCGUCGUCUAUCUUAAGGCUCUCUCAAGUGAAGCCAAUGAGCUUCUCCCAGUCUUCAACAAGACUUCAAGUCGUUUUUACCGCACCUCGAUCCCAACUGGUGAUUGGAGCAACCAUGUCCGCCACUUGACAACUGGCACCCAGCCGAGAAUCAGGCAGCCCCAAGCAGCACCUUCAGGCCCAGAGCUGACCAAGCAAAGCGCCUCGUGUUAAUCUUUGGUGUUUCCUCUGACCCCAUAGCAAUCCAAAUUGGUGUUUAGUGUCUAUGGCUAUGUUGGGGUCUCAUUACCAACAUUAUUUUAGAGCUUUUUCUCUCUAAGUUGUGAUCUAUCAAAGUUAAUUUUAAUCUUUCUUUUUUUUUACAAAUUAUAUUUUGAUUUAAAUUUUACAACGAGGAAUUAUUUUAUGGUGUUUUAGUUGAAAUUUGGCUUUUCCUUGAUUGGUCGUUUGAGUCUGGAGGACGACGAUAUUGUUUGUUUUUUAUGCUAAGCAAUUGAAACCACACAUCAAGGAAAAGCGGAAUUUUGAUUUGAACAUCAUAAAUCAACCCUCGAUCAAGGAAUUCUUCUACAGAAUUAUUUUAUCGCGAGCUCUAGUGAGUUAAAGCUUUUUUUAAGUCGCAAAACAGAUUUAGUCUAGUCUAACGCAGGUAGCGACUUAUGAAUUCAUAUGAAUUGGCAAAUAAUAAAAAAUCAAAACUUUGAUAGAAUCAGUGUGGAAAAGAAACUGGCCACGUUUUGGUGGAGUAUUAACGACCACAAGAAGCAAAGAGUUGUAAUUAAUUUCUAACUUCUAAUUCUAAUUGAAAUAUUAAAAAAAAUUAUUAAAGCACACAAAAAGUGAAAAAUAAUUUCCAAUUAAUUGCAUGUAAAAGGCUGUGAUGUUAAAAUUAAUUUUGUUUGGGAUUUCUUCAAUACGACAAAUCUAUCAGCUCAAAGAACACAGUGGAGCAUCAAUGAGGCAUACUUGUUUCAGUGUUUAUGAUCACGAAAAUUGAUAAUUAUGCUGAAUCUGUUGUAAUCCAUUAUUUUAAAACUUUAGUUGUUUAGGGAAGACUAUUGAUGUUUCCAGUUGGUUUGCAUUAUAUGUUGCUCUUUGUACUGCCAAGCCAUGGAUUGUUUUCAGACACAAUGCGAAAAUUGAAGCUUGACAUUUUAUUUGAUAAUUUUUGGUGAGAAAUUUAUAUUUUGAGAAUAUGUCUAGACUGCUCACUAUCUUAAACUAUAAGUUACUAUGAUAGUUUUUUGUUUCCUUUAACAACAGAUGAAAUUCAGUAUCAAUAAAAACCUAUAUAGUAAUUAAA
This is a messenger RNA of Neocloeon triangulifer, 2541 nucleotides long. RefSeq names its product pyruvate dehydrogenase (acetyl-transferring) kinase, mitochondrial (gene Pdk). Gene Ontology annotation, molecular function: pyruvate dehydrogenase (acetyl-transferring) kinase activity. NCBI's taxonomy places the organism in Eukaryota, Metazoa, Arthropoda, Insecta, Ephemeroptera, Baetidae. Bases 192 to 1451 code for a protein of 419 amino acids. The record is from RefSeq and is a predicted model, not a curated record. Gene Ontology annotation, cellular component: mitochondrion. The transcript is spliced from 7 exons. Gene Ontology annotation, biological process: protein phosphorylation; regulation of glucose metabolic process.